GGGGCCGCCAUUUUGAUUUUGUCUCAGUCAAUACGGCUUUGGACCUGAGCGACCCGGGACCACAACUCUCGUAUUUCAGAACUUUUAAAAUUUCUUUAAAAAAAUCAACUGUUUCUUGGAUAGUGUUUUUGAUUGAUUUGUAGGUUUAGAACCAGCCCUCUCGGCCCUCUCAGGGGAUCUCUGGAUGUGGAUAGUUUGUACCCAUCAGAUUGCCUAGGCAGAGGACUUUUUAAUUUUCAGCAUUGUUAAACAACAGCUGAAAAUCACUAGAAGCCCAUAAUUCUCUCCCAUUUUUUUUACUGCCCACCAACAACUAAAUGCCCCCAAACACAAGAAGACGCUGAAGAUUUUUUUGGGCUACGCAUCAACCCAACUUUUAACACCAGUAUAAAGUUUUUUUUUUGCUUUUUUCCCUAUUUGUCUGGCUGAUUAAUUCCCCCUAUUUAUUUCCUCAAUUAGUCACUGCAGUUAUUUAUAAAGAAAAAAGGACUUUUGCACCCUCUAUCAGUCCUGUUUAGCAGCCUGGCUGAGAUAAAGAUGUCUCACCUCGUCUGAGACAAGAGAUCACAUAGGAAGACACGUUUUUCUGGGCGACCUACCCCACUUUUCCUCAUAUCUCACGGAUCAAGUGUUCCUUCAGGACUCUAUAUUAUUCCGGAGACACCGUACCAGCAGUGCACUCAAGUGGAAGACGCCAGCAUAGGCACCUCAGGGAGAGUCCUAUCGUUUCAGAAGAGAACCAGCUGCUGGGUCACUGCCGCCUUUUAAGCCACGUUAAGUAUUACUAUGACCAACCAUGGAGAUGACUGCUACUUCUACUACUACUCUACCUGCACUAAAGGUGACAGCUGCCCUUUCCGACACUGUGAGGUUGCCAUGGGCAAUGAGACUGUCUGUAACCUCUGGCAGGAAGGACGCUGUUUCCGUAAUGUCUGCAAGUUUCGCCACAUGGAGAUCACAAAAAACAGAAAGGAAAUUCCUUGUUACUGGGAGAAUCAGCCAGCUGGCUGCCAGAAACCACACUGUGCCUUCUUUCAUGAGAGGGCCCGCUAUGUAGAAGGCAUCUUUGUCCCUCCUGAUAAAGUUCAGAGCAUAAAUGAGGAGCAGGUACAUGAGGAGCCGGCCCCUCCAUCAGCUGCUCCUCCGCCCAAUGCAGCCAAUCCUCAGCUCCGAGGGGUCAUCAAGACUGAAACACAGGAGCCAGUACCAAGUCCAACACAUCCACCGGUAGUGAUUAAUCCGGCAGAUGAUGAUGAGGAUGAAGAAGACCAGUUCUCAGAAGAGGGAGAAGAUGGCAAGGUUGGUCCUUCCCCUAGGAAGAUCACUAAAUCAGGAGACUCGCUGAACUUCGGUGUGAGUACCUUGGAGGAGAUACGGCUUAGGAGGGCCCUGAAGUCCAGCAUGAAGAAGGCAGGUUAUCCUAUCCAGAAUGCUGAAACAUCUAUCAAUGGAGAGAAGGAAAACAUCCAAUCAUUGUAUCGGCCAGCCCGCUCAGAGUCUGGAGGACCUGUCGUUUUUGAAGAACAUGAGAGACCAAGAGGCAGUGUGACUGAAAGGCUUGGACGAAGGAUUCCCAGUGCAGAUUUUAAAAGUAGGGAAGGUAUUACAAUGAAGAAGAGUCUGGCUGAGCGUCUGGGCAGUAUUGUGGAUAAAGAGCAGCCACCAGUCAAUACCCAAAAAGCCCUGCAGCCUAUUAAAGAAAGACUUGGGUUGAUUCCUCCUGUUAGAGCUGCUCAUGCAGCUGAGGCCAAAGCUGAUUCUACUAAAGCUCCUGAACAGAUACGCAUCAAAACUCUAGAGGAGAUCAAACAAGAUAAAGCAGCCAAAACUUUGAGCCAGAAAGAUGCCCCUGUAUAUGUUUCACAAGAGGUCACUAAAACAGAUCUAGCCACUAAGGUGAUCAAGCGAUCCAUUGCUGUAACAGACAACCCAACUGGCCAUGUUAAAACGUUUUCUGAGAUCCUUCGAGCAAAGAAAAGAAAGCAGGAAGAGCAACAGAACCAGAACCCCAACCUGAUGAAGGUUGAGCACUUAGUGGAGAACGCCCCAGGAAAGAGCCCGGGUACAGCAGAAGCUACAAAUGUGGAGAAGGUUAGAGUAAAGACCCUUGAAGAGAUCCGCAGGGAGAAGUCAGCAAGACUACAGGCUCAGCAGACCCUGCAGGCUGAAAGCAAGGAGGGCUCAGAUGCUGAGAACAAUACUCCCAAGAGGCGUCAUCUGUUGCUGACCAAGAAGCUGCCGACCCAAUCAAGCAACAUGACACCAGAGAGGAGUGCUGAGACAGCAGAGAAGUCCCUGAAAACUCCAGCAGCUCCAGCUGAGGCCUCUACCAUCAAGGUCAAGACCUUUGAUGAGAUCAUGCAGGAGAAACGCCUUCGUAAACAGGAAAUGGAAGGGCAGGUGAAAAGUGUAGCUGAAGCCGAUUGCUCUCAGAACCAGUCUGCCAGUGGCGCCCUCAAAAGGAAGGCUCCAGCUAAAAUCUGUCUUGCAUCAUCAGAAUUGUCACUGCCUUCCGCUACCACACCUUCCAGAGUCCCUGUUCGAAAACUAAUUUCCCUCAAACCGCAAGCACCAUCACCUCCCACAAGCACUUCUUCUCCUGGCCCAGCAACCUCGGACACAUUGAAGCAGAGCUCUCCUCAACAGCCUACGUCCCCUGAUAGAUUUAUGGACAUUCUAGACAAGGUCACUAGCAGCCCACUUUCACAGUCAUCAGCCAAGCUAAAGAGAGAAUCUUGUCAGGCUGCAGAAGCCCCGGUACCUGAUAAAUCAGGGGAAUCCAAUCAGACCAAAACUCCUGAUCAUCCAGUCAACUCUAGAGUGAGGCCUAAACUGAACGUGAAACCAUCAGUGGUGAAACCUGCAGGGCAGGUGAAGCCAGGUCAGAAGAAGAGCAGAGCAGAGGGUUCUGGUGUUGCAGCUGUUAAACCCAUGAACACUAAUAAGUCUUCAAACAAAGAGGCUCAACUGACGUCUGCUGUGCCACCAACUCCCACCAGCCAGAGAGAGGAGCUUCACACCGGCCCCGUCUUAACACAGGUUCAGGGCCAAGAUACCAAAACAGCCACCAGUGUUGCUGCUGUCAGAGACACCUGUCCAGUCCUACAAAGUCCAGUCCUUAAAACCCCCAUUCAGUCCAAACCACGGAGAUCAAGUAUAGCAGCAUCCCGCACUGCCUCCACUUCUAAUACUGAUGCGUCUGGUUCUUCUGUGGAUGACUUCGAGGAGCUGAUCAACCAGUUCACUGAUGACCACCUGGAAGAAGACGUGGACCCAGCUAUCGGAGAGGACGACCUGCUGCAGGAACUGUCAGAAAUGAUUGACAGCUGAGAGAAUCAGUCAGCCACUUGCCUCCACUGCAUCUUCAACCUGGUCUCAUCGCUUUACAUUUACACACUGUAUGGAGUGUUUCAAAGAUAUAUUGUAAAGAGCUCAUCUAAUUUUAAGUAUUAUCUUUACAUUUGUUACAUCUUCUCUUAUACACCAUUCUAUUGGAGUUUCUGCCGUGUUUCUUUGGGAGCAUUGCCCAACUUCUUUGCCCCUGACAACUUACAAAAAGGAACACAAGAAAAAGUGUUUGUAGGAGCUGCCGUUUGUCAGGAAUUCGUGGAGGAAAGCAGCAUUUUAGGGAGAAGUCUUAUCUGUAUACUAUGUAUGCAACAGUAAUGGUAUGCUGAAUAUAGAACUAAUGAAUAUACCAGCUCUUCUGGUGGUAUGUGUUUUUCAUGUGUGUAUGUCACUGUGGAUACCAAUGUUGUUUCUCCUGUAUUAUGAGUUCAAGGAUUUCUACCUGUCUUAAGUUCCCUUUGAUCAAAGUUAGCAUCUGAGGGGCUGAUGGUGUAGGGGUUAAGCGCGCGACCAUAUACGGAGGCUACAGUCCUUGAAGCAGCCGUGCCGGGUUCGACACCCGGACCCGGCGACAUUAGCCGAAUGUCUCCCCCUCUCUCUACCCCUCUUUCCUGUCUGCCUACUGUCAAAAAAAAAAAGAAUAAAUAAAGGCCACUAGUGCCAAAAAAAAAAAAAUCUUUAAAGUUAGCAUCUGAGUAGAAGUUUCCUGGGUCUAUCACCUGCCAGUUAUUUUCCAUGGGUGGAUUUGAUCAUGAUGGACGGAGUUGUUUUAUCAUGAACACUUUAAAAAACACCACCCUGGAUCAGAACCUCAGUACUCCGCAUACUUUGAUAAUGAAAAUCUCAGGGAGUCUUUGUGAUGUUUGUAGGUUCUGUAGAGAAAAAGAUAUUUCACACGUUUUUUUUUCUGCUUUUUAGGAUUGAUUGAUAUUUGUUCUGGUAGAUGAUAAACUGGUUUUAUGAUCCUUGUGUGUUUGCUCUUCCAUGUCCCUCGUCAUUAUCUUAAAAUCAUCCGUGUCAAUAAAAAAUACUUUUAAUGACAA
This is a messenger RNA of Girardinichthys multiradiatus, 4391 nucleotides long. It is a transcript of the gene zc3h11a, whose product is annotated as zinc finger CCCH-type containing 11A. Bases 787 to 3330 code for a protein of 847 amino acids. Gene Ontology annotation, molecular function: metal ion binding. NCBI's taxonomy places the organism in Eukaryota, Metazoa, Chordata, Actinopteri, Cyprinodontiformes, Goodeidae. The record is from RefSeq and is a predicted model, not a curated record. The transcript has 17 exons.